Nycticebus coucang (slow loris) is the source of this 1107-nucleotide messenger RNA. It is a transcript of the gene CLPP, whose product is annotated as caseinolytic mitochondrial matrix peptidase proteolytic subunit. Gene Ontology annotation, biological process: protein quality control for misfolded or incompletely synthesized proteins. NCBI's taxonomy places the organism in Eukaryota, Metazoa, Chordata, Mammalia, Primates, Lorisidae. Gene Ontology annotation, molecular function: ATPase binding; ATP-dependent peptidase activity; serine-type endopeptidase activity. The record is from RefSeq and is a predicted model, not a curated record. Gene Ontology annotation, cellular component: endopeptidase Clp complex. Bases 75 to 905 code for a protein of 276 amino acids. The transcript has 6 exons.
AGCGUGCGUGCUUUUCGUGAUCAAAGCACGCCGGGGGUUGUAGUUUCGCCAUCUGACGGAAGCCGAGCGGAGGGAUGUGGCACGGAAUAUUGGCUAAGGGGGCCAGAGUAGCCGCUAGCAGGGGCCCAGCGAUGGGGCCUCGUCUCGCCGCUCGCUUCCGCAUGCAGCGGCCGCCGCUGCAGAUACCCAAGAGCAGCCUGGCCCUACCUCGGAGCCUGCACGCGACGCCAGCUUGCGCCCUCCCGCUCAUUCCCAUCGUGGUGGAGCAGACGGGCCGGGGCGAGCGCGCCUAUGACAUCUACUCGCGGCUGCUGCGGGAGCGCAUCGUGUGCGUCAUGGGCCCGAUCGAUGACAGCGUUGCCAGCCUUGUUAUUGCACAGCUGCUGUUCCUGCAGUCGGAGAGCAACAAGAAGCCCAUCCACAUGUACAUCAAUAGCCCUGGUGGAGUGGUGACUGCAGGCCUGGCCAUAUACGACACGAUGCAGUACAUCUUGAACCCCAUCUGCACAUGGUGUGUGGGCCAGGCCGCCAGCAUGGGCUCCCUGCUCCUUGCUGCAGGCAGCCCAGGCAUGCGCCACUCACUGCCCAACUCCCGCAUCAUGAUCCAUCAGCCAUCUGGAGGUGCUCGGGGCCAAGCCACAGACAUUGCCAUCCAGGCAGAGGAGAUCAUGAAACUCAAGAAACAGCUCUACAACAUCUACGCCAAGCAUACCAAGCAGACCCUGCAGGUGAUCGAGUCAGCCAUGGAGAGGGACCGCUACAUGAGCCCCAUGGAGGCCCAGGAAUUUGGCAUCUUAGACAAGGUUUUGGUCCACCCUCCCCAGGAUGGUGAGGACGAGCCCAAGCUGGUGCAGAAGGAGCCUGUGGCAACAAUAGUGGCAGACCCUGUCCCAGCAAGCUCCUGAGAGAACGGCACCUCAUCUUCGGAGUCAUGUUGAGGGUCCAAGUGCCAGCCAUACCCCUAAGUGAGCCCUGAUCACCCCUUGCUGCUGAGCCUAGAGAGUCCCCUUGAGGAACUUUGGAUUUGAGGAGUGCCCCUGCAGUGGGGCAGCCUGGCUGAGACACUGUGAUUUUAAAUUAAAUUAAAUCUUUGUGUUUUUGCUCUGC